AUGGAUGAGGAAAUCUGGGAUUUCGACUGUACCGGUUCUGUCAUGAGAUUCGAUGACAAGGAACUCAAACUCAACGAGCAGUUAACAGAGGUCCUUGAUGAUAGAAUGGGCCAACGACAUGUUCUUGCCUUCGCAGAUGACAUCAAGACCGAGGAGCGCUAUCUGGUGAAGAUUCGUUACGAUGAUGCCGGGUAUGGACCGAAGUAUGUAGCCCACUGGGGGCAGUUUCAAGGUAGUGGAUGGCCUUUUUACGGAGGUGCUGUCUUCUUUCUUGUCAUGGGUACUGUUCCCGGGGAGGAUGUCGAUGAGAUCCGCGACGAACUGUCGGACAGGCAGCUAGACAACAUCAGAAGCCAGCUAGCUCGUAUAUUAGAGCUCAUGCGAACAAAUGGAUACAAGCUAUACGAGCAGCAUCCCAGUUUUCUACGCUACGACAAGGUGGCAGACAAGUUAUAUCUAGUUGAACUUACAUUUAUCGGCUUUACGGAUCCAAACAGUGAAACUUCUAUCCCAGUGACACAGGACAACGUGUAUGUGGAGGCCUUCAACAUCUGGCGAUACCCUUACGAAGAGCCCCCUCAAGCCCCUCAGUCUCCUCUGUCUACCCAGUCGCUAUACCCAGCUCAGUCACAGGACCGCUCCAAGGAAAAUGCCCCCCCAGAUACACGUUCGCCACGGGAGCCUGAGCAAGCUAGUAGCAGCAAGUUACCUCACCGACCGGCCGGAGACCGAGGUCGAGUUGAGCGGAAACGUCCGCCACGGAACUAUGGUGGCAGACGUUGA
Messenger RNA from Aspergillus nomiae NRRL 13137, 783 nucleotides. RefSeq lists its product as uncharacterized. The transcript is spliced from 3 exons. The record is from RefSeq and is a predicted model, not a curated record. Bases 1 to 783 code for a protein of 260 amino acids. Lineage: Eukaryota; Fungi; Ascomycota; Eurotiomycetes; Eurotiales; Aspergillaceae.